AUGGGCCUCCAGUACCAGAUGUACACCAAGCGUGAGACCGACAACGUCGACUCCGAUAUUGGCCUCCAGUACCAGAUGUACGCCAAGCGUGAGACCGACAACGUCGACUCCGAUAUUGGCCUCCAGUACCAGAUCAAGAACUUCACCGACCACACCGUUGGCACCAAUAACGAUCAAACUCCCGACAAUGACAACGACAUCAACUUCAAGUGGCAUAUGAGCUUGGGGGGUAGGGUGCAGAGCAACGGCUUUCAGGCGACGUGUGUCCACGAUAACUCAGCCGACGCCGCCCCUGCGCACUGCGAUGGCCAUUUUGGACCCCUCGCAUACGAUUGCAGCGGAAGGUUCGACUUCACGCUGGCCUUUGAGCAGUCCGUCCUCAGCAUCGGCCCUUCUGCCGUGCUCCUGCUCGCGGCGCCGCUGCGGAUACACCAGCUGCGCUCGCAGAGCCGCAAGGUGGCCCCCGGAGCGUCGCACCGUCUCCACGUCCAGAAGACCAUCGCAUCCAACAUCAAAAGAGCUCUUUUGCCUCUGUCAACUUCCAGCGGAUGA
Diaporthe citri is the source of this 552-nucleotide messenger RNA. RefSeq lists its product as uncharacterized. Lineage: Eukaryota; Fungi; Ascomycota; Sordariomycetes; Diaporthales; Diaporthaceae. The transcript is spliced from 3 exons. The coding region runs from base 1 to 552 and encodes 183 amino acids. The record is from RefSeq and is a predicted model, not a curated record.